GAGCCGAUUUCGGCUGUUGCCACUGGUCGAAUUGAGUGGAGCAGUAACAUAUUCUGAUAGAAAAAAAAUGCCCGUUUGUUCAGCUUAUAAGUGCAAGAAACGCUCCGAUGGAUCAUAUAAAGAGGCAUACAAAAGGGGCGAGUUUUCUUUUCACACAUUCCCAUUAGCUGAUGGUUUGAGAGUGAGAGAGUGGCUCCGUCGGAUGAGAUGGCAGAACUGGUGGCCAACUGGAAAUUCAGUCCUGUGCUCGGAUCAUUUCGAGAAGGACUGCUUUGAACAAAUGGGCAGCCACAAACGAUUGCGAAAAAAUGCUGUCCCGACUAUCUUUAAUUUCCCUAAACAUCUCCAGUGGAAGGUACCAGCUGUCAAGAGACGAUCUCUGAAUCGUAAGCCAGUUGAAGUGCCUAUCAAACCAAAACCAACCCCAGUGUCAGCGCCAGUAACACCACGGCUUCAGGGAAAGUUUGUUCGUGUGACUGUGGAUUCUGAUGGUUCCAGUGGCCCCUUUCAUGCUGGCAGCUUUCACGAUGACUACUGCAAACCGCAGAGCUUUCAAUGGAUGAAGCUGUCAGAGGGUGAUGAUGAGGAGGAGGAUGAUGAAGAUGAUGAUGGCGACAAUGACACUAGUGAUCCUGGAAAUGAUGUCGCUUAUGAUGAUGCACCUCUUGACACGCCUGAAAAUCCAAACACACAGUUUAUCAGGGUGACUGAGAGAUGGCAAUGGCUGAGUAUAGAUGUAACAGGGCCAUUUCAAGAAAGCAAAGGCGCCUAUAGCCACAUUGUGGUCAUCUGUGACUAUUACACCAAGUGGAUUGAGAUCUUUCCAUCGGAAAAGCCUAAUUCUGAUUCCAUUGCCCUGCUUAUGUGUGAUGCCAUUUCCCGGUAUGGUUUUCCUCUGGGAUUUCUCACACCUUGGGGUGCCAGAGGGAUUCAAGUCAGAACGGUUAACAGAGCACUCAAUAAUAUUCUGAUGAUAAAGGAUAUUUCCCUUGUCUCUCGGCAUCAUCAGGCUUCACAGCUUGAGCCUCACACACAAUACCACAUUGUCAAUAUGGUAGAAAAUCUGGUGAAGAAGCAUCCAGAAAGUUGGCAUGUUCAUUUGCCUGUCAGCGUGCUGCGCUUCAACUGCAGUGUGCACCCAGAAACCAAACACAGACCUCUGUCUCUUCAUCGCAGUGCGGGAACUAGACCUUAUACAUCACCCAGAGAUCAGCCACUCAGUGAAGAUGACCUUGCAAAGUACACUUUCAAAAUACAGAAACCGAACCCUUUCAAAGAAAUUGAGGCACUGAAACAAAUAUUCCGAGAAUCAGCAGACUGCAUUGUCGUUUCAUAAGGCAAAAAACAUAUGUGCCUGAAUAUUGUAACUGGUGUGUGACUUCAAACUGAAAGUCAUGUGAGGAAGCUCCGUACAGACCACAUUGAUGAAGGGAUUGAAAAUAAUGUCGUUAAAGUCCAUUUAGACCCUGACUGAGGUGUUGUUUAUUUGUGAUUUUUUUUUUUCAUAUUGAAAUGUUAUGCAGCAUUGUGAAUAAAUACUGUUAAAGGUAUUUAAGAGAAUAGUAUGAACUGUAAAAUAAACUGCUUUGAAAGGAGUUGAGUCUGAUUCCACCAGACUGAGCCAGCAAAAGAUAAUCUAAUGUAAUAACCAACAGCUAUGUUUACCAUGAUGCCAUUAUAAACUGAUGAUGCCACAAAUAUUCCUGUGAGUUGCAGGCAAUCCUAAAGGAUAUUGUGGGGGCCUGAAAUGAUUGUGCUUGAUUAAUAUGACAAAUACUUUUCUUUUUUAAUAAACCUUUUUAUAA
Molecule: messenger RNA, 1805 nt
Organism: Rhinichthys klamathensis goyatoka
Lineage: Eukaryota; Metazoa; Chordata; Actinopteri; Cypriniformes; Leuciscidae
Exons: 13
Coding region: 68-1336 (422 amino acids)
Molecular function (GO): sequence-specific DNA binding
Source: RefSeq, a predicted model, not a curated record